GGCAUUUGAGUGUGUUAUGCUGCUCUAUCCCGAUGUAUUCCACAGCGUCAGGUCAUCCUACCGCUGUUUCUAACUUUGUCAACGCUUCCAUAUUGAUGGCCUUCUCGCAUGGAGAUCCGUCUCCUGGUUUGACUGCUGACUUCCAGAAGAUGGCGACCUCGCUACUCUCCAAGCAAAGGUCAGGAUGAGACACACAGAAGUGGGCCAAUUCAGCAGCACCUGCAAGUGCCACCUGGAAAACAGCAUGCACAAAAUUAAACGACUAAAGUCGCGUAAGGAGCGCAGCCAGAAAAGAAGCGGCGGCCAGGACCCCUGCAGGGUCAACUCGCAACAGCACGGCUGCUGCCUUCAGGGCAACCUGGAUAUUCGACACCUGCACACUUGCAGCCAAAACACCUGUAAGAGGGACCUCGUGUCGCCGCCUCCAGUCCCAGUCACGCGCGCUCCCACGCAGGAAGCCAGUCUCAUCACAGCGUCCCGCCUCAUUAGCCACCGGGGGAUCUUCAACCACCAGGUGAAGUCCCUCGAUAUCCAGCGCCUGUUACUGGAUAAGAAGGAGAGAACAACCAAGGAAGCAAAGACGUCGUCUCCCCUUUUCAAUGAUGCCAGUGGACCCCAUGAAGAACCUCAAGCCACCGAGGCCGCUGAGGAGAGCAAGGAGAAAAGUCAAACAUCAGAAGUGAUCCUGGACCAAAGAGAAAAAGAGCCGUCUUUACUUAUUACCUCUGACGAGAGCCCGGUUGUGAAGAGGACAAUAACACGUCCAGGCCCAAAGCUACCCUCUUCCGUAGAGUGCUCGCCUGAGAGAAAGAAGCUCCCUGAGCCACGAAAACCACCCAGCCUGAUACGGCGUCGGCAUGUUGCCAUGAAAACCGGGGUUGACAGUCCAGCCCAAAAAGAAGGCAUCGCCCCAAAGUCAGUCAGCGCGGUGGCGCGGCGCUUGUGCAACUCCUUGCGCUUCCCUUUACUUAGGCAGCGGGAUCUGGUGGCAGAGAGCAGGGAAGUACUGCUGCGAGCCCUGCGGGAGGCACAUGGCAAACACCUUCAACAGAACCUCAAACACCUGCACUCGGGCACUGACCUUCACCCUCAACCCAAGGGAGACGUCCACAAGCAAAAGGCAAAGCGGAAAAAACGGCAGUGGACGCCAGCACCAUUUCCAGUCGACUCUGGACAUGACAUACAUUUCAAAAGUGAGGGCAAUGCCCUUUUCGAAAACAAAAGGAAGGGAAAAAAGCACUUGCGCUGGGAUCUCAGUUCACCGCCACAGCAGCGCUUGGACCAGACUACAGCUUGGCCAACCAGUCCCGUGGACACUUCGACGGGUCACUUGGAUGAAAUCUUUAGGCUUCGCACCUCACCAGAGUUCCAUAUAGACUUUAGUCCUUCCCCUACAGUAACUCACCAGCUGUUCAUUCAGUCUAAGAAACCACCAGUGCACUUCUUUGGUGAAACUCACACCAAAUUUGAACCCUUCGGGGACUGCUAUGCGCAGCAGAGUACGAGUUGGUCGCAGCCGAGCUACAUUCAAAUCAGUCCUGGCCAAGAGCUGAAAUUCCGAUAUUCACCUGGGCAACACAUUCCCCUUAAAAAUGAUGCUUCAUUUGAACGUCAAGAGUACCCCUUCACCCCCAUCUUCUCCUCUCAUGCUUUAUUCUCCCCUCCCGGCCACCAUUACAUGCAACCUUACAUUCUUGAGAGCCCGUCACCUAUAUUCACAUCCAUGACACGACCUAAACGCUGGCCCUUUUCCCCCAGGAAACUGUACUAACAAACAAUUUACCUAAUUUUUUUGUUUACAUCUUGUAUGCGUAUUUUUGUUUACUUGUAAACGUGUAUCCUAGUUCACUUUAUUGUUAUGACAGAUGUAGACUAAAAGGUGUGCUGUUUGAAUUAAAAUCUGUCAUAAUAAACCCA
Molecule: messenger RNA, 1917 nt
Organism: Corythoichthys intestinalis (scribbled pipefish)
Lineage: Eukaryota; Metazoa; Chordata; Actinopteri; Syngnathiformes; Syngnathidae
Exons: 5
Coding region: 185-1771 (528 amino acids)
Source: RefSeq, a predicted model, not a curated record